UACCGCGGUGUCCGUCUGCGUCCGAAGUGUAGCAAAACGCAUGUGUGAUCUGCAUAUUUAAAAAUAAAUUCGCGCGCUUGAAAUUUGUCGGAGAAAAGCUCGUGCGUGUAGUUAGUGUCCAGUUCGAGUUGGGAUUGAUCGAAUCUUUCUGACAGCUGUCUCGGAAGUGUUGCAUCAGCUAUGGAAUCAGCAAGUGGCUUAGCGGUCCUCGAAGAUGAGGUUCUGCACAACGAAACCAAAGCUUUAUGGGUCUUUGCUUACGGCUCCCUGUGCUGGAAACCCGGCUUCCAGUUUAACAAAGCUGUCACCGGCUACGUCCAAGGGUUUCACCGCCGGUUCUGGCAGGGGAACACCACGCACCGGGGGACAGAAGAAAAGCCCGGUCGUGUCGCCACUUUGGUCGAAAACAGUAAGGGCUUGGUCCACGGGGUCGCUUUCGCGGUGAGCGGAGAGGCCGCGAUUCCGUACUUGUCGAAGAGGGAGUGCGAGUUGGGAGGGUACAGUUCGGUGUUCACCACCUUCUACCCCGUCAGCGGGGAGCCGUUCAAGGUGCUGCUGUACGUGGCCACGCCGAAGAACCCGCUCUGGCUGGGAGAUGCCCAAAUUUCGGACAUCGCCGACCAGAUUGUGGACUGCCGGGGGCCCAGCGGGUACAACGUCGAGUACGUGCUGCGACUGGCCAAUUUCAUGAAGCACCACUUCCCGGAGCACGACGACCAGCACCUGUUUCACCUGGAGGAGGCGGUCUUGAGGAGGGUCAAGGAGCGCAACAUGUGCCUCAAAACCCUCAUGGGGGACGGCGAAGGCUGCGUCACCUUCGUCAAAGUCGAGCGGCGGAGGUCCACGGACAGCUCUGACGACAAUCCGGACCGGAUAGAGACGUUCCAACACACGACGCGGGUUCCAGAAAAAACGCUACGUUGCUUGAAUAUUUAGCGAUUGUUUAUUUAUUUAUUAUAGCAACGGUGCUACCGUGUAGUACCAAUUCGUUCAGUGUUGAUUGUGAUUUUAUUUUUGCAUUUAAGUAUAUUUUUAUAUGAGUCGUGCGGUCCAGUCAACAGUUACAGGUUCAGAGAUAUAUUUAUAUUGUUUUGUAUUGGCCCAACUGUGAUUUUAUAAUUAACAAAAUAAACUCGUAUUUAAUAA
Molecule: messenger RNA, 1146 nt
Organism: Tribolium castaneum (red flour beetle)
Lineage: Eukaryota; Metazoa; Arthropoda; Insecta; Coleoptera; Tenebrionidae
Exons: 3
Coding region: 181-936 (251 amino acids)
Biological process (GO): glutathione catabolic process
Cellular component (GO): cytoplasm
Molecular function (GO): gamma-glutamylcyclotransferase activity; glutathione specific gamma-glutamylcyclotransferase activity
Source: RefSeq, a predicted model, not a curated record